GUUGUUUUGAACAGACUGCUUUUAUUACGUGCAGCAUUUCUUGUUUUUGCUUAAUCAGCGUAUCAGUGUGAUAAAGAGAUCAUUCAAUCAUAGAGUUUUAUCAAAAGAAAUCAUUUGAUUUUCAUUGAAUCCAUCAAAAUUUUUACGUUUUUGUCACAUUCGGAUCGACCAAUUGUCAGAAUGUCGGCGGGUAUGGAGUUUCAGACCACAAUUCGGAAGAUGCAUGAGGUCGUACACAUGGACUUCUCAAAUUGGACAGGUGCACAAGUGGGACGUCAUUUGUAUCGAGCUGGAGAGGCUCGCAUGAAAGGUGAACACUACAUGUUCCCUGGUUACAUAAAAUUUCCCAUCCGAAAGUACGACAACAAGAACCCAGCCCAUCUUCCAUUCGAACUCGACAUGACAGCUUGGCCGAAACUGAUCGUUAUGGAGAAUGGUGCUGCUGAGUGGAACGCAAUGCGAAACCAUUGGAAGGCAUUUGUUCCGACAUUGUUGCAAGCAGGUCGAAGCCAAUUGCGGCGAACAGGAAUAAUUCCAUCACGACAAGGAAAUAAUGGUCAACAACCAGGUCCACAACGACCAAGUGCCACGUCACCGAAUGUGAGUGCUCCGGGUAAUCGAACAGUCAAUGGUCAAAUUUCAGCUUCAUCACAGCCUGGUGGAGACGGUUCAGUACAAGCUCGUCAAUCGAGCAACGUAGAUGAUCCACGUCCAGGCACCAGUACGCAACAAGAACCGAAUGUAAAUCAAAUUCAACCCCUUCUUGAUGAUGAUGCGAUGCCACAUAUCAACAUACUUGAAUCUAUUCGAGAUGUAGAAACGCAAUCGAACGUAGAUGUGACCACUGCACAACCUUCGAAUGCUUCAGCUCCUGGUGUGCCACUCCCCAAUGCAUCACAACAUGGUUCACAUUUUUCGCGCGGUGUUCAACCAGUUCUUGACAACGUAUCGGCAUCGACGGCAAUUGAACCGAAUGAUGCAGCUGUACACCUCCCACCGGAUGUCGUUCCGGAUGUGGCUGAUGAAGUAGUGGAUUUGCCUCGUGCCAAUGAUAUUAUUGAUGAUGGUGGCUUUGGCCCUGAAAAUCUGUCCGCCCUCAAUCGUGCAGCGAUCGCCGAUUUUGGUUAUCGUCCAGUUACUGAUCGAGAACCGCGGCAAGAUCAGAUCAAUGGUCUCGGUGAUGAGGAUCAUUCUCUGGAGCAAAGUUUUGUCAUUAGUCGACCGAUCCUCCAAGCCCGACGUCGCACAAAUGUUCGCACCAUAGAUCCAAACAUUCGCACUGAAGAACUUCCGGCCGAAGAGCUUCGCCAAUUGAUAGAAGAAGCAACGCAAGCUCUGGUGAUGCCAGUGGUUCCAAAGCAACCAAUUGCAACAUCUACACCUGACCGUGGCCAAGGUACAGCCAUCAAUGUCACUGAUCCAAAUGCCGACGCUAUAGCACCAGGACAGCUCUCCGUGAUUCUGGAAGAUAUGGUCGUGCCACCACCCGAUUACGCUGACACCAGUAAUGUUCCCGGCAUUAAUGUCAUUUCGCCUGAUGAUGGUAACAAUGCAAGCUCAGUUUUGGCGCCACCAGCGCAAACUCUUCCUGGUCAAGCCUCAACUCUUCGCGGUGCUGUUGAAAAUACAUCAUUUCAGCUGAUUCAGCCAACGGAUCAUGAAAAUCAGAACCAACCAACGGAACAAGACAGUCUCGACGAACAUGGUCUACCACGACGCCGGGAUCCUGGUAGUGCCAGUCGUGCGAUCAAAAAGGCUGUUAGUAAAUUGGGACGAAAUCGGCAAAACAACCCACGCCCACCACAAAUUCAGAUCCAACGCGUUCCAGAACAUGAAGUCACAUUGCAUCCACGGCUUGGAAAUCGACCCGAUUUGUCGGCAUUCUAUGAUCGCAUUUAUGAAAUGAUCUUUAAUGAGAAUGUAGUUGAAAUCGAGAGUUAUCUCGAACAUUAUGCAAACGUUCCGGAGCGUAUGCAUGCAUUGGCUGCAUUGGCAGAUGUUGCCUCCGAAGGUCAAAUUUCAAUUGAGCGCGAUGGAGCCAACGGCCCGAUUCUUCGUUUCCGCCGAGAAAUGUAGAAAUCGUUGAAAGCACCCUGUUCAACAAGUCUAUUCGACGAACAUUUUUCUUACUCUUUUUCAUUUUUAUUCAAUUUUUAUCUUUAUUUUAACAAGAUAUUCAAACAUGAA
Molecule: messenger RNA, 2187 nt
Organism: Contarinia nasturtii (swede midge)
Lineage: Eukaryota; Metazoa; Arthropoda; Insecta; Diptera; Cecidomyiidae
Exons: 12
Coding region: 181-2076 (631 amino acids)
Source: RefSeq, a predicted model, not a curated record